Molecule: messenger RNA, 1099 nt
Organism: Episyrphus balteatus (marmalade hoverfly)
Lineage: Eukaryota; Metazoa; Arthropoda; Insecta; Diptera; Syrphidae
Product: INO80 complex subunit B
Exons: 1
Coding region: 109-1017 (302 amino acids)
Biological process (GO): chromatin remodeling
Cellular component (GO): Ino80 complex
Source: RefSeq, a predicted model, not a curated record
CGGCGAAUUGGUUUUCUCAAAUAAACAAAAAAGUCAUUUCAAUCAUUUCUAUUUACAUAAAAAUAAAGUUUUCUUUUCCCUUUAAUUUAAUAAUAUAAAAUCUAAACUAUGUCGUCAAAUAAAAUAAAUGAUCAAUGUUUGCAACGUAACAUCGAUAGCCUUCUGUCUUCAACAGAAAAUUCACCCAAACGACACAAAAAACGUAAGAAGCAUCGUCACCGUCAAUCACUCCCGAGUGACGAAGAAUGCAUCGAUGUAACCUCCGAUAUUCCAACUACUUCCAUCCGCAUUGUAAAUCGUGAUCACACAGAAAAACACCGACAUUCAACUCCAAAUACAUCAAAGCUGUCAGUGACACCGCCUUCACUUAAAUCAGUUCCCGCUGGAAAGAAACGCAAAAAAGGCAAAGACAGUGGAACGUCCAGCGAUGAGGAACGCUGGCUAGAUGCAAUUGAGUCUGGCAAACUCGAAGAAGUCGAUGAUGAGUUGAAGAAAAUCAAAGAUCCCAAACUAAUGACGGCCAGGCAGCGUGCAAUGUAUGAACGAAGCACUGACAAAGAACCAAGUCCCGGCGGAGAGAUUCUAAUGUCAUUGCCAACUGGUUACAAGGAGAAGGUGAUGACUGCCGAAGCUAUAGAAAAGGCACUUCUCAAAUCACAAAAACGCAAACAACUCGCCGAUGAGAAGCGGGAGAAGGACAAAAAGAAGACAAUGGAAAGAUUGCUGAAGAAACAGGAGACCAAACAACGUUCGCAAGGAAAGAACAAAGCUGUUAAGACUCAGGAGCCAGUUAUAACUUACCAUAACACUUAUGAAGGUGCGACAGUAUCGUUGCCACCAGAUUUUGAGUUUCCUUUGAAGCCACAAGUGGUUAAGGAUCCGCCAAAACCGAUUCUCUGUGGAAUCCCAGGUUGCUCCAAUCUGAAGAUAUACAACUGCUCCAAGACAAAUCUGCCACUUUGCAGUUUCGUUUGCUAUAGGAAGAAUGUAGCUGCUGUUAAGGAAAUUAUGUGUUAGGUUUUAAGGGAAUAUAAUUGUAAAAGAAUAUGUUUUUUGGAAGGAAUAUGAAAGUCUUUUAAUAAAAUGUUAGUCUUUUUCA